Molecule: messenger RNA, 234 nt
Organism: Aspergillus welwitschiae
Lineage: Eukaryota; Fungi; Ascomycota; Eurotiomycetes; Eurotiales; Aspergillaceae
Exons: 2
Coding region: 1-234 (77 amino acids)
Biological process (GO): carbohydrate metabolic process
Molecular function (GO): hydrolase activity, hydrolyzing O-glycosyl compounds
Source: RefSeq, a predicted model, not a curated record
AUGUUACCCGCCGGUAUCGCAACUGGGGAAACCUUUGACAGAGUACUGAUUCGUGAUCGUGCGGUGCUCAUGGCAGAGGAAUUCCGAGCGAAUGGAGUCCCCAUUACUUUGAGGGCCGCAUUUGGGAAGGCUACGGUGCGAACAUUUACCUCUGCAGUUGGCUCCCGCGAGACGAUCGCUAGUUUUAGUUCGGUUGGGGUCCAUAAUCACCAUCAAACACUGGAUUUGCAAUGA